AUGUCAGAAAUUGCCAAGAAAUAUAAUGCAGGAACAAAUAAAGGAUCUUCACAAUUCAAUGCAAAGAAGAUUGAAGAGGAAGAGGAAUCAAUCAAGAUUCCAGAGUUAAAGGCAUCAGUGCCAAAGGCUAUUCAAAAGGCACGUACUCAACUCGGUAUGAAUCAAAAGGAGUUGGCUGCAAAGAUUUACGAAACCACUUCAGUAGUUAAUUCAUACGAAAAUGGUUCCGCCAUUCCAAGUGUACCAAUCUUGAUCAAGAUGGAGAAGGUUUUGGGUGUAAAGUUAAGAGGAAAAGACAUUGGUACUCCACUCAAAUUUACUGAUUUACUAAUGGGAAUAAGUUUGAGAUUUGGUCAAGUUGUAAAUGUUUACAAAUCAUCGUCCUCAUAUACGAAAAUAUCAAAAUUCAUUAUAAAACCAGUUCAACAACAAAAGAAGAUAGGAAUGAUGAUACUCGACAGUGAAGAAACAGUACAUUUCGAGCUUGAGGAAGACUUUGACGGUAUGGAGUAUCCCGAGAAGUCAAAGUAUGGCUGGGCCUACAAUAGGAUUCCUCUGACGAACGCGCAGUGGCUCUACAUCUUUGGCGCACAGGGAGUGGUCUCUGGCAUCAUCAACUUUUUCAUCAAUAUGUUUUUGGCGUGGGUCAUCUACCCGAAAGGCGAAGGUGCCACCAUCGUCUUUACUGGCUCUCUUACCUGCAUUUUCUCUGACAUCAUCAUGACCUCUUUCCUUCUACCAACGAUCACCUGUAUCCUCUCAUCAUUCCUCGUUACAUUUGAUCUUCGUAAAGGCAAGAUGAUAUCACCGAUCGACGAACGUUGGUUAAAACAUCCAUGUCUAUCAUGGAUUCCUACUGUCUCAACAUCUAUACACUAUGUACUAACUAACGACGUUUGUUAUCUACUUUUCUACUUUUUAAACGUUUUAGGUAUAAAUUAUAAGAUUAUAAUUAAAAGAGCUAUUAUAUUUGGUGUUUUGGGUGUUUGUGUAUUCUCACCACCUACCUUGGUUGCUGUGUUCUUGGCAACGAAAUCCGAUGGCUACAUGGUGUUGAAGUGGUCGUUCUAUAUCUUCAAGGGAAUAUGGUGUGCACUUCUCGCUAUGAUUGUAUCACCACUCAUUGCAUUUGUAUUGGUUGCCUCAUAUGCAUUGCAUUGUACAUCAAAAUCAACAUUAACUUUUGAAGAACAUAACAGCGAUGGUUAA
This is a messenger RNA of Heterostelium album PN500, 1209 nucleotides long. Its product is annotated as helix-turn-helix domain-containing protein. The record is from RefSeq and is a predicted model, not a curated record. Gene Ontology annotation, cellular component: nucleus. NCBI's taxonomy places the organism in Eukaryota, Evosea, Eumycetozoa, Acytosteliales, Acytosteliaceae. Gene Ontology annotation, molecular function: DNA binding. The transcript is spliced from 7 exons. Bases 1 to 1209 code for a protein of 402 amino acids.